Lingula anatina is the source of this 1333-nucleotide messenger RNA. Its product is annotated as salivary C-type lectin 1. The record is from RefSeq and is a predicted model, not a curated record. NCBI's taxonomy places the organism in Eukaryota, Metazoa, Brachiopoda, Lingulata, Lingulida, Lingulidae.
ACACUGCACACUGCUUAUAUGAAAAAGACAAAAUUCAUCCAUAAAUGCAUCAUAUCUGGGCUAUGGGGACACACUAGAUCUCAGCAUGACGAACCUGUUACACGAAAAGAAUUUGCUAAUGCUGUUUCGAUCAUCUCUCAACCAGGAGACGAAUUCACGAAUCUGCGCCAAAUGCACAGAAUGCUCUUAAUAGUUGCAAUGGCGAUUUAGCGGAGUGGUAUUCUACACGAAAUUAUAACGCUGUUAUCUUCUGUGAGACAGUACUCGGGCUUCAACCUAUAUUCCGUAUUAAACGUGCCAUUGGCACAUAAACGCAAGUCACGAAAGCAGGACGCACAAAAUGAGAAGUAACAGGUGUUAUUAUGACACUUAGUAUAAGUUCUUCAAACUGAACUCGUCAGUUCAGACGCGCCAGCUUUUCCUGCUGCCAGGUUGGUCCUUUUAAGCUUUGUGCAAGAUGGCUCCCCUCUUUGUAUUGACAGUCGCGCUGAUGUCGUCGCUCUCGUCGGUCGAACCCGCCACAGAUGCUGAGAAAUCAGCGGAGUUGGCCCGACUGAAGGCAGAGUCCGGUAAAAUUAGAGAAAAAAUAUCGAGAGAGUGCACUGAUCCCCUGGGCAUCUUAGGCAAACGACAAGCCAUUGACGAUUUGGACUUGCAGAUAGCACUGGAGAAGAAUAACCUCGCCUAUGUUACACAGCUUUACGAGCAAUGCAGACCAACAACACAGAAACCCAGCACAACAACCCCCGCACCUCGUGACUUCCCAUGCACUGAGAAAUUCGGUUCUAGUUGUUAUUUGUAUGACAACAGUGUCUCCAUGACCUGGCCAGAGGCAGAGCAGUUCUGCCAACGAAAUGGAGGCUACCUAGCGGAAAUAGACACCGAGGCAGAGCAGAAGUUCAUCGAAGGACUUCUGAAACGAACCGGCUCCAGCUCUGACAAGUACAUCUGGUUGGGUGCCCGGCGUAUCGGCAGAGACAGAGUGUGGACACAUAGCGGAAAGACAGUACUGGACGGCUACACCAACUGGUCGCAAGGACAGCCCAGUUACGCGGACUAUCUGGUCAUGACCGGGCCGUACUACCCGUCCAAAAGCUACCAGUGGGCCUACUGCAGAAGUUACUGCUCCGCCAGCAGAGAUUAUCCUCUUUGUGAAAGAGACGCUUAACUUGAGCCUUCAUCCCGCGUUUUAGAAACUUUUGGAAGCUGACCACCAUUAUUAGUAUGACUCACGUUUUUAACAAUUUCUGAAUCUAUCUUAAUCUCUGUGAAAUUAAAUCAAUUUUUGAGUAAAGCAAUAACGGCGACGUGACUUUCGUAAAAAUAAAUAAAU